AGAAUAUGGUCGCUGCGCGCCGCCCGGCCUGUCCUUGUUGUGCCUGACGUCAAGCCAGAGCAGACUACAGAGGACCUGCAGCAUGUCAUUCAGCGUGGAGCAAAGGGCCAAGGCCAACAGCCUGGAGUACCGGCUCUUCUUCAAGGACUGCAAGGGACAGUACAUCUCUCCAUUCCACGACAUCCCUAUGUAUGCAGAUGAAGCAAACGGCAUAUUCAACAUGAUUGUGGAAGUGCCACGAUGGACUAAUGCAAAGAUGGAGAUUGCCACAAAAGACCCAUUGAAUCCCAUCAAACAAGAUGUGAAGAAAGGCAAGCUGCGUUACGUGGCCAACGUGUUCCCUCACAAGGGUUAUAUAUGGAAUUAUGGAGCCAUCCCACAGACUUGGGAAAAUCCAACACACAUUGAUGAGAAUACUGGAUUUGGUGGUGAUAACGAUCCCAUUGACGUUUGUGACAUUGGGAGUAAGGUUUGUGAACAAGGAGAGGUUAUUAAGGUUAAAGUUCUCGGCACCCUUGCAUUGAUCGAUGAAGGAGAAACCGACUGGAAAAUAAUAGUUAUCAAUGUUGAAGACCCUGAUGCUGCACUGUAUAAUGAUAUCGAGGAUGUCAGGAGACUGAAGCCCAAUUAUCUGGAGUCUACUGUUGACUGGUUUAGAAGGUACAAGGUUCCUGACGGCAAGCCAGAGAACCAAUUUGCCUUUGAUGCUCAAUUUAAGAAUAAGGAGUUUGCAAUAGAGGUGAUCAAAUGUACCCAUGCUCAGUGGAAGGCAUUAGUGACCAAAAAAACUGACGGUGGAGAAAUCAACUGCACUAACACCACCGUACAUGACAGCCCUUUCUUUUGCAAGCCAAGUCAAGCUCAAGAUAUUGUACAAGCGACACCUCCAUGUGGACCGGCUGACACCAUCCCAAUAGAUGUGGACAAGUGGUUCUAUUAUCAGAAGAACUAAUUAACAGAUGAAGACCUGGCGCUAAUAUUGCAUGCCUUUCCCUAGGCGUUUGGAUCUGCGCCAUAGAUACCAUAUCGACAGAACAGUAAUAAACUGAAGCCAGUGUCACCCUUUUUAGUUAAGCUAUCCGAUACGGAGCUGCAUGAUGUCUACGAUAAGCUGCCACCUCCUCCCAUGGGUUACUGUUAAUAUCAACGGCAUUAUCUUCAUUGGAUUCUGUUUUGCUCUUGCUAGUUUUGUAGAAGCAAAAUUGUCAAGCGGAAAUUAGCGAAACCUCUGUGUAGAUUUCCUGUACUACAGAAGCAAAUAAAGCAAAUUUUUUGGUAAAGUCUG
This is a messenger RNA of Bufo bufo (common toad), 1285 nucleotides long. RefSeq names its product inorganic pyrophosphatase 1 (gene PPA1). Bases 83 to 952 code for a protein of 289 amino acids. The record is from RefSeq and is a predicted model, not a curated record. Gene Ontology annotation, biological process: phosphate-containing compound metabolic process. Gene Ontology annotation, molecular function: inorganic diphosphate phosphatase activity; magnesium ion binding. The transcript is spliced from 11 exons. Lineage: Eukaryota; Metazoa; Chordata; Amphibia; Anura; Bufonidae. Gene Ontology annotation, cellular component: extracellular exosome; cytoplasm.